CCUGCCGCACAAUGAAUGGCCGCUGAGCGCGGCGGCCCCGGGAGCGGCUCCGGCAGCGGCCGCGGCCCCAGCGCAGCGCCCCCGGCCCCCGGCCCCGCCCGGCGCCCGCCAUGGCGCAGACGCUGCAGAUGGAGAUCCCCAACUUCGGCAACAGCAUCCUGGAGUGCCUGAACGAGCAGCGCCUGCAGGGGCUCUUCUGCGACGUCUCCGUGGUGGUCAAGGGCCACGCGUUCAAGGCGCACCGCGCCGUGCUGGCCGCCAGCAGCUCCUACUUCCGAGACCUCUUCCACAGCUCCAAGAGCGCCGUGGUGGAGCUGCCGGCCGCCGUGCAGCCGCAGAGCUUCCAGCAGAUCCUCAGCUUCUGCUACACCGGCCGGCUCAGCAUGAACGUGGGCGACCAGUUCCUGCUGAUGUACACGGCGGGCUUCCUGCAGAUCCAGGAGAUCAUGGAGAAGGGCACCGAGUUCUUCCUCAAGGUCCGUGUUGGGUGCGGGGGGUUCAAGGGGCAGGGGGGAGUGGGCGAU
Messenger RNA from Camarhynchus parvulus, 524 nucleotides. Its product is annotated as nucleus accumbens-associated protein 1-like. NCBI's taxonomy places the organism in Eukaryota, Metazoa, Chordata, Aves, Passeriformes, Thraupidae. The transcript has 2 exons. The annotation marks the transcript as partial. Gene Ontology annotation, molecular function: RNA polymerase II cis-regulatory region sequence-specific DNA binding; DNA-binding transcription factor activity, RNA polymerase II-specific; protein binding. Gene Ontology annotation, biological process: regulation of transcription by RNA polymerase II. The record is from RefSeq and is a predicted model, not a curated record.